AGUGUUCAGUACGUGACCAAACCUUCGAGAUGCAGCUGCUCUGCCUAAGUAUUGUGAUCCUCCUGCUGGUACAUCCCCCGAAUCCUUGCCAGGCGAAGCGCGUAGUGGGACCCUAUUCCACGGUUCCAUCGGGUAGGAUUAAGGGCGGUGUGGAAGCGGAGAUCGGAUUUGCCCCAUACCAGGUUUCCCUGCAACCCAUUGUGGGUUCCCAUAACUGCGGCGGUGCCAUAUUGAACGAGCAGUGGAUCAUAACCGCCGGUCACUGUGUGGAAAACUAUAUUCCUGCGCUGGUCAACGUGAUCACGGGCACCAAUAAAUGGGCAGAGCCGGGUGGCAUAUACUACACGGCAGAGAUCCACAUGCACUGUAUGUACGACCAGCCCUAUAUGCAUAACGACAUCGCCCUGGUGAAGCUCACCCAGAACAUCACCUUCAACGAGCUGACCCAACCCAUCGAUUUGCCUAUUAGACCCGUGCAUCCCGGUGACGAGAUCGUCCUUACGGGUUGGGGUGCCCACGAGGCCUACGGUGGCUCCGUGGAGGACCUGUACAAGUUGACCCUGGGAUUUGUAUCCUUUGAGGAGUGCUACAGGAUCUUCAACCAGACCAGCAGCAUGGGCGUGGGCCACAUCUGCACUUUUUCGCGGGAGGGGGAGGGCUCCUGUCACGGCGAUUCCGGCGGUCCGCUGGUCAGCGAUGGCCGCCUGGUGGGCGUGGUCAACUGGGGACGACCUUGCGGGCUUGGAUUUCCCGAUGUACACGCCAAUGUGUACUACUACCUGGACUGGAUUCGCAGCAAAAUCAGCGGCAACGACAGAUGCUACUACUAAAAGUACUUACCAAGUUGGAAAAGCUAAUUGACUUAAUGUUUAAAAAACUGUAUGCUUAAACGAGAGGAAAAUAAAGAAAAUCCUAUGGGUAUUCAAAAAUAA
This is a messenger RNA of Drosophila rhopaloa, 932 nucleotides long. Its product is annotated as chymotrypsin-1. Gene Ontology annotation, molecular function: serine-type endopeptidase activity. Gene Ontology annotation, biological process: proteolysis. The transcript has a single exon. NCBI's taxonomy places the organism in Eukaryota, Metazoa, Arthropoda, Insecta, Diptera, Drosophilidae. Bases 30 to 830 code for a protein of 266 amino acids. The record is from RefSeq and is a predicted model, not a curated record.